GACUUCUCUCCCCGGAGCCCAGAAACUUUCCUCCACUGUGGGAUCAGACGUCCGGCUCCUUCAGCUCUGCGAGGACGGUUGGAGCGAAUCAUGCCCUCCGACUUUCUGACACCUUUCCUGGAACUGGAUGAGGAGUUCUGCAAGAAUUUCCGCGGCCUGGAGGCGACAGAUGGCUCAGCUACCGGCUCCCAGCAGCAACGGCAGCAGCAGCAGCAGCAGCAGCAGCACAGUCAAAGAGUCCUCGGCUUCCAGCGACGCCAUUCUCUCUGCCCUGUGACCCUCCCCAACUCCAAGUUCAACAGCAGCAGCAGCAGCAGCAGCUCUGAAGUGGCCGAGUCGCCGUGCUGGGGGCUCAGUAUGUCCCCCAGCCUGCAGUGGAGCAGAGAAAGUCAGCUUCCCCGCUCCUCGCUCAGCCACAUUCCCUUCAGAGUGGACCGCUCGGUCAGCAUGAUCGAGGGCAACGCCAGAGACGACAAAGCCGUGACCCCGUCAGUGCUGCUGCCUCCGCCGGGGCUCUGCCUCAGCAACACGUCUCUUUCCUCCGCCGCUUCCUCCCCGGCCUCCAGAACCCCGGCCCAGGUCCAGGCCCAGGCCCAGGCCCCGGCCCCUCCGCCCCACAUCUCCACCCGCUACAAGACCGAACUCUGCCGCACCUACGAGGAGAGCGGCGCCUGCAAGUACGGCGCCAAGUGCCAGUUUGCUCACGGCCUGGACGAGCUGCGCGGCCUCAGCCGACACCCCAAGUACAAAACGGAGCCGUGCCGCACUUUCCACACCAUCGGCUUCUGCCCGUACGGCGCCCGCUGCCACUUCAUCCACAACGCCGACGAGCUCAACGCCGCCGCGCCGCCACAGAAACACAAGCCGAGGCCUCCUCUGCUGCGCCACAGCUUCAGCUUCGCCGGCUUCUCCUCCUCCCCGCAGACCUUCCAACCAGUAGAGCAGUCCCAGCCUUCCUCCCUCCUCUUCACCCGGGCCUCCUCCGUCUCCCCUCCUCCCUCCUCCACAGGCAGCCCUGAGCUCCUCUCCCCCCUCUUCCCUGAGCCGGGGGCGCUGAAGCAUUGCCCCUACCCUUUCUCUGGCAUCAGCGACCUGGCGGGUGAGGGCGGCGAGUCGCCUCUCCGCUUCUACGCCGUGACAGAUUCCGUCAGCAGCAGGUGUCCCGCCUCCACGUUCACCCCCAAAAACCCAAACCUCCCGUUCCACCUCCCCCAGCAGCUACCGGCGUCUCUGAGCGGCCGCCCCGGCCUCCAGCGCUGCUCCUCGGCCGACUCCCUCUCAGAGGAGGGCUACACGUCCUCCUGCUCCCUGAGCUCGUCCUCCAGCGGCGCCGAGUCGCCCAGCUUCGAGGGCCGACGCCUGCCCAUCUUCAGCCGCCUGUCUGUCUCAGACGAGUAGGGGAGGGUUUUUACUGCGAGGCUGAAUUUAACCAGGGAUAGAUGCUCUAAUUGUUUUAACUCCACACAGUAAAGCGUCUAGAUAAACUCCAGAAUCAAAACGGGACACGAGGAUUAAAACGUUAGGUUUUCGGUUCCUUCCUGAAUCCAGCCGAGUAAACUAUCUUUGUGCAUAUUGCAUUUCAUCCUAGCAGUUGUAGCGCUGCUCAGUGUUUGUCCAGUUUUAGCUGACUUUUGUUUUAUUGUGAGUUUUUUUGUUUUUACCUUUCAUGCCAUUGUUACUGCUGUAUACUGUUGUAUACCCGUUUUCCUUUUAGAGAACUCUUGGAGGGUACUUGACUCAGCUCAGCAUUCAUCCACAUGCUGCUCCUGCUGCUCAGUGGGAAGUUCUGUGUGAGAAUUUCCUGUACCCUGGUUUAUGUUCGUGCCCUGCGUAUGACUGAUGUGCUGCCCACGGCUUUUUAUUUCUUACUUGACUCUUUUGAAAACAGCUUCGACGCCUGCAGCACUUCCUCGGUCAUGUCUUGGGCCUCUGCGACUGUACGAAACCAGCGACCCUCUCGCCCGUGAGCAGGAGGGUUAAAUAACUGUAUGCCGUCACUGAUUGAUUCACUGAUUGGUCGUAUGGCUGUGGCCACUUGAUUGUAUCUGUCAGACGUUUUAUUGCCUGACAAGGGUUCAGUUAAACUGCCUUAGCAGCAGAAGGAAAACUAGCACAAGUGUAGGCGACCCACUGACGCUCACUAGCUACCAAAGUUGUUGUUAGAGUUCUCCUAACCCACUAGUAACUAAUAACCCCUAGCCUUAACCAUGUAACAGCUUAUGUACAGUGUUAUAGUUAUUAUAGCUUAACACUUUUCUUUUAUUUAUUGCUUUUCUUUUUUUUUUUUUUUGUAUGAUUUAUCAGAGUUUGCUUUGUGAUUGUGUUGUGCAUUUUUAACAAUGCCGAAGAAAUUAUGCUUUACUUAUGCAUUUCACCCGCUCUGUUCGUGAUAUCCAGUAGCUUUAAGACGGCUUCUCCGGAGAGGAGAGGUCACGAGGAGGAGGAGGAGAAACAUUUUGGCAUUCUACAUUUAUGUUGCCUUAUUGGCUGAGAGGCCUGGCGAAAAUCAGGGCUCGCCGAGCUCUCGAGCGUCGACGGCGAGUCUGCUCUCCUCUCCGAGAAGCCUCACACACCUCGACUGUAAUAAAUAAACCCGUUUAUUCCCCACUGAUUAUCUGAAUGCAAAGCAAAGCGGUGGAUAUAUGAUGACCAUCAGACAGGGAGCGAGAGGGGGAGAAACCUCUCGCAUCGCUGUGGUUUUAGUGUGUGGACGUUCCUGUGUGUGCGACCUUCUCCUCAGAUUUGAAGCCUUCGUUUUAUCUCAGAGUUCGAUGACAAUGUGUUUGCAGGUCGGCCUCUGUUAAGUCUCUGAGCGGCAGGCGAAAUCACGCGAGUUCAAAAUGAAAUGAUUUUGCUGUUUGUUUGUUGUCCGCUCAGUCUGCCCCGAGGAGUCCAGAGACGCUUCCUGCUGCUGUCGACUGGACAGCGAGCUGUUUUGUUAACUUAAAUUCUUAUUUAUUUAGUUUCUUUUUUUUUUCAAAGCGAAACCUAUACUGAGUUGUUUGAUAUUGUGUUGUUUUUUUCUUGUUUCACAUAAUUUAAGUGCAUCUAUUGUUUACAUUCCAUGGGUUAUGUUGAUAUCCUAGCUCUUUAUCUUAAUAUAUACAGUAUGUCCACCUUUAUUUCAAAAUAAAAGUCAUUGAAAAAAAAAAA
Messenger RNA from Mugil cephalus (flathead mullet), 3153 nucleotides. RefSeq names its product mRNA decay activator protein ZFP36L1. Gene Ontology annotation, molecular function: mRNA binding; metal ion binding. The transcript has 2 exons. The record is from RefSeq and is a predicted model, not a curated record. Lineage: Eukaryota; Metazoa; Chordata; Actinopteri; Mugiliformes; Mugilidae. Bases 91 to 1398 code for a protein of 435 amino acids.